Messenger RNA from Aureobasidium pullulans EXF-150, 405 nucleotides. RefSeq lists its product as uncharacterized. The transcript has 3 exons. Lineage: Eukaryota; Fungi; Ascomycota; Dothideomycetes; Dothideales; Saccotheciaceae. The coding region runs from base 1 to 405 and encodes 134 amino acids. The record is from RefSeq and is a predicted model, not a curated record.
AUGGCUCCCUGGGUAGCAGUCGUCGAGGCAUGGCUAGUCAAACGACUCCUCGAAAGUCACACCUUCCAUCAGGGUGUCCGCAGAGUCCACAAGGGCGUCCAUCGCCUCCGCCACGGUCCUCUGGAGGGAGAUGAGGGAGGCACCAACAUCGAGAGUGUGUUUCCAUCUCGUAGUCAUUCUCCAACACCAGUCACUUACAACCAGCAGAACAAGGACCAGGCUUUGGAAGUCAUCUUUGGGAAGAGAUUCAGACACAGGCCGGUCUUCGUAAGAAUGAGGCAGACCCGCUGCAGAAGUCCGACCCUUUGCACAAGUCCGAUCCGUUACACACCUCGCAGCACAAGCCCAACGAACCUGCAAAAGAGCGUAAGAGAUGGCCAUUAUCUUGCCGCAUACACAAGCUGA